Molecule: messenger RNA, 3220 nt
Organism: Parastagonospora nodorum SN15
Lineage: Eukaryota; Fungi; Ascomycota; Dothideomycetes; Pleosporales; Phaeosphaeriaceae
Exons: 4
Coding region: 1-3159 (1052 amino acids)
Molecular function (GO): protein binding
Source: RefSeq, a predicted model, not a curated record
AUGUCUUCCGAACCCCUCUCGUCGCUCUACUGGCCGCCGGACGUCGCUCGCUACAACAUGGAAUCCGUCCUGCACUCGUCCUCGGGAUGGCUGAGGACCGCCUGCAUUGUGUUUGCCCUGUUCUGUGUCUCGCGUGUAGUCGCUAAUGCGCCGUCAAGGGUCGCCUUUCGCGCCUACCAGGUCCUGUCCCAACCCGUGGAGAAGCUCGUGCAAGUCCUCGGCCUCGAGGUUCCCGUCGCGCCGCUCGUGUCGCUCGCUGGCAUCAAGGCCGACGGCGUACUGCUGCACUGGAAACCGACCGACCAGCGCUUGACCGUUCUGAAAUACGUCAUAAGGAUCAACGGCAUUGACAUCGGCGACAUAUCGCCCCAAGAGACGUCCAUUACUAUCGAAAAUCUGCAGCCCGACCACCACUAUGUCAUCCGCAUCGUCACCCUCAACUCGUCCAACUUCCAGGCUCCCAGCAUCCCCAUCCGCAUGCGCACCCUGCCUGCCGACUCGGAUCAGUACUACAACCCCAACGCGCCCAAAGACUUUCAGGCCCCCACCAACGAUGAAAACUACACGCCCACGCCAAUCAUCCGACCGAACAAGAGCCUCGCCGACGUCGUACCCCCAUUUGUUGCGCCUGUCAUGACACGAGAGCACAGCAACAGCAUAUCUCGGCGGAGACCGGACACGGGAAGAAGGAACUCGCCUGCAUCGCAGACCUUGGAUCAGGCUCGAUCAGCUCUCGAAUCUCCCGAAUCAAGCGACUCUAUUCGCCAACUCACAGAAAAGCUGAACAGCCUGAGACAAGAGCUGGACGACGUGGAACGCCAGAUCCAGGACGAGGAUCAGGAUUUCGUGACCCAAAAGGCAAUUCUCAUCGACAAGCGCGACGACAAGAAGGCGGCGCUCAAGGAAAAGGAGGAUGCUAGCCGUGAUUUGAGAAAAGAGGUGGCAACACUGGAGAGGCAGAGCGCAUCGGCGCAGACUCGUCGCGUCCAGCAGGAGAGGGUGCUGCGUCAGAAAGAGGCCGAGAGAAAGAAGCUCAAAGACGACGUUGCGAAGUGGACGCGUGAAGCUGGAGAACUGAAGGAAGCUGCUGAGCGCAUUGCCAAGGAGCGCAUCGAAUACGAGGCUUCGUCUGAGAAGCGCAUCCAGACUGUCAAGGAGAAGCAUGCCGAGGAACUGCAAGCGAACAAGACUCUAGAAGACGCUAUCCGCGAAAAAGGCAUCCAGAUCAAGGCGCUUGAGGAAGAGAGGCACGCACUGGAAGAGGGCCAAGAGGGUGGAGAAGCUCCGGAUGGCAACGACAACGCUGAAAGAGAAGAGGACAAUCGAUGGAAGAUGACCCUGGGUCUCCUCCAACAGCAAUAUGCACAGGCCUGGACCCUCUUCAUGGAAGCGGAGCGUAUCAGUGGCGAGGCUUCUACCCGACUAAACUACCUUCAACAGCGUCGCAUGAGCCAACCACAAAUGUUCACUGGACCACCAGUCCCUGAAAUUGGACCAGUACGCAGAGGCAGCCAGCGGGCGCGGCCUCUCUCUAUGCGCGAGGGCUUGUUGGCCCAAGCGACUGGUGGAUUUGUGCAUACGUCAAGUGCACCCUUCAACACUAUACCCACCACAUCUUCGCCCUCGUUUGCGAACAUUACACCCUACUUCAACCCUGUUAAUGGCAUGGCUUUACCCCCACCACGAACUCACAACUCAUCUUUCUCUCAAGCAGACUUUGAAAGCCUGACUGGCGGCGCACCUAUGAGCCCAACAGCUGGCGCCCUCUUGCCCGCUGGUCUCUUCGCCGAUGACCUAGGCUUGACAGACACUGAAGAUGAGAACGACCCUGGUCCGCCGCAAGCGCCUUCACUUGAUCCAUCCCCGAAUCUCAGAAAUGUGCUCCCAGGUCUCGGUGCUCCAGGAACCAUUGAUCGAAGCCAGGACCCCAGCUCGCCCAUAUCCCAGUCUAGUCGCCCACCGAGCGCCUUUGCAAGUCCCCGCGAAAGCGCUGGCGAACUACAAAACUUUCCGAACCCGAACCCCGACAACAUCGAAAGUGACAAGCGUUCGAUACGUUCCACAUCAAGUUCCUUCCAGAUCCCGCAGGCGAGCCGUUUCGGCGGUCUAUUCGGUCUUCAUAGGCAACGCGGCAAAACCUUCUCUGAUGAUGGGCCAGCUCUUGGCUCACUCAAGCCAUCACAGAGCCAGUCUCUCCCGCGACAAGAUCACGGUCCAGAUGGUGUAGGGGGCUCACGACGCCGUGGAAGUCAUUCUGAAGGCGCGUGGUAUGACACAUUUAUUCGCACAAAGACUCAGCCAGUGGAAUCAUCUAGUAGUCCUAAUCAUGUCACGACGCGUAAGCGUCCCUUCAACAUGUUUGGCACGAAAGCUGAUCCUUGGCUGACAUCAAUGCUAGGUUUUGAGAAACCCCCUUCGCCGCGCCAAGGGUCGACCAAAUCUGGAGAGGCUUUUACCAUUCCCAUUCUUGGUAAGAAGACAGAAGAGGACAAGGCUGAAAAGGCGAAGCGAGCUGCGGAGAGGGCAGCCGAAAAAGAAGCUAAGAAGGCUGAAAAGGCUGAGAAGAAGGAAGAAAAGGAAAAGAAGGCAAAGGCUGAAAAGGCUGAGAAAGCAGCUCGCAAAGGAAAAGAAAAACUGACCGAGUCUAAUGCGUCCAUCACCAGCGACUCGAGAGAUGCCACAUCGCCACACAACUCACGUGUUUCCCGCGACACGCCAUCUAUAAUCUCAACAGCAGACGCCUCGGAAGCUUCGCCCCGUGAAUCACUUGAGCGUAGCGUAUCACACACGCCUUCAGAGCUCAAUGCAUCUAUCGGAAAAGAGUCUUUCAUGCAGAAGCUGACCCGCAAGGGCAGCACCAACCAGUUUCUGACACUGGGCAUGAAGAGCACUCUCUUCUCGAGGGCAAAGGCCACUGACGCACCUGGAACUCCAGAGGAGACGAACGAGGACAGUGGUUUCUUGGGCUCGGGUCGCGGCACAGAUAGUGUCGGAAACAGCCCUAGCAUUGGUAUGCCAAAGGAUAAGACGAGCGCUCUUAGUUGGAGCUCUAUUAAGAAGUUAGGCAAGAAGGACAGGACACCGAGCUUGCAUGAGAGCGUCGCUAGCGAAGCGACUGGAGACGAGGACGAUCUUGUUGCAGGAAGCUCGAAGGCCUGAUCUGUAGAUAGUAUGAGAUGUCUAACGACGUCAGCCAUUGAGGCCUUGAACGUAUCCACAA